AUGAUACAAGGAGGCGACUUUGUCAAGGGAGAUGGGACAGGCUCCACCAGCAUAUUUGGUAGUGACUCUUUCUCGGACGAGUCAUUCACCUUCAACCACGAAAAGUAUAGCGUUUCCAUGGCUAAUCUGGGGCCCAACACCAACGGAUGUCAAUUUUUCAUUUGCACAGCGAAAUCACCUCAUUUAGAUGGAAAGCAUGUUGUUUUCGGACGUAUCGUAGAGGGAUUCGAUGUCGUAGAUGCUAUGAACACAGUAUCUGCAAAGCGUGAAGCCCCAGUAAAAGCGAUCGUCAUUGAGGAGUGUGGUGAGAUGUGA
Clavispora lusitaniae ATCC 42720 is the source of this 315-nucleotide messenger RNA. RefSeq names its product Peptidyl-prolyl cis-trans isomerase CYP22 (gene CYP22). Gene Ontology annotation, biological process: protein peptidyl-prolyl isomerization; protein folding. NCBI's taxonomy places the organism in Eukaryota, Fungi, Ascomycota, Pichiomycetes, Serinales, Metschnikowiaceae. Gene Ontology annotation, cellular component: intracellular membrane-bounded organelle. The record is from RefSeq and is a predicted model, not a curated record. Gene Ontology annotation, molecular function: peptidyl-prolyl cis-trans isomerase activity.